UGAGCGAGGGAACUUCUUAAAGUCCCGCCGCCUCCCGGCGCUCCCAGGAGUCGCGGGGGAGCGGAGGCAUGGCCCGGGCGGGCGGCGGUGUGUGCCGCUGCUGCUGCUGGGCUCUCGUUCUCCUGUGGGCGGCGGCGGCGGGCGGCCGCGCAGAACUCCGCUAUGCAACUGUGUACUGGAAUAGAGCUGAAAAAAUACUUCAGGUCCGGAAUACUCUGGACAGGAGUGGAGAUGCUUAUGGCUUCUACAACAACAGUCUACAGACAACAGGCUGGGGAGUCCUGGAGAUCAGAGCAGGCUAUGGCUCUCAGACCUUAAGCAAUGAAGAUAUUAUGUAUGUUGCUGGCUUCUUGGAAGGCUAUCUCACAGCUCCGCAAAUGUAUGACCAUGCAGCAAAUAUGUAUCCACAGCUAAUUAAGACUCCCACCAUUCGAAGAGGAGUUCAGAAUUUUAUGGCGAAGCAAGAUCAAUGGACAAGACAACAAAUCAGAAAUAAUAAGGAUGACCCAUUUUGGAGGCAUGCUGGCUAUAUUAUUGCACAGUUGGAUGGUCUGUACAUGGGAGCCCUCGAGUGGGCUAAACUACACAAACUAUCACCACUGAGCAACUUUGAUGUCCAGUUUCUGAAUGCAGUUGGAGACCUGUUGGACCUUAUUCCUGCAUUAUUUGAUUAUUCUGCACGGGGUGGCCAAUGCAAUGUGGAUUCAGGAGGCCAUGGGAGAUACCAGUGGGACAUGGGACACUGCUCUGCACUGAUCAAGGUUCUACCUGGAUAUGAGAAUAUAUAUUUUGCCCAUUCCAGCUGGUUUACUUAUGCAGCCACACUGAGAAUUUAUAAGCAUUGGAACUUCAAUAUAGUUGAUCCAUACACCAGCACCGGCCGUGUCUCAUUCAGUAGUUACCCAGGCUUUUUGGUGUCCCUGGAUGACUUUUACAUACUGGGCAGUGGCUUGGUAAUGUUGCAGACUACCAACAGUGUUUUCAAUGAAACCCUCAUUAAGCAAGUGGUGCCUGAAUCCUUGCUAGCUUGGCAGAGGGUCCGCAUUGCCAACAUGAUGGCAAAUGAUGGCAAAACUUGGGCAGAGACCUUCUCAAAGUGCAACUCUGGAACCUACAACAAUCAGUACAUGGUUCUAGACCUGAAGAAGGUCAAGCUGCAGAGGAGCCUUGACGAUGGUGCAUUGUACAUUGUUGAGCAGAUCCCAACCCUUGUGGAGUAUUCUGAUCAAACAAAUGUUCUCCGGAAAGGUUACUGGCCUUCAUACAAUAUCCCUUUCCAUGAAAAGAUUUACAAUCUCAGUGGGUAUGCAUCAUACGUUGUCAAGUACGGCAUGGAUUUCUCCUAUGAGCUUGCUCCAAGAGCCAAAAUCUUCCGUCGAGACCAGGGCAAGGUGACCAACUUGGAAAGCAUGAAGUACAUCAUGAGAUACAACAACUAUCAGCAUGAUCCUUAUGCUGAACACAAUCCUUGCAACACCAUUUGCUGCCGGGAAGACCUGAAUCCUUCUUUACCAGUGCCUGCAGGCUGCUAUGACUCCAAGGUGUCGGAUUUCCGCCUGGCUGCAGCAUUCACAGCCUCCGCCAUCAAUGGCCCUCCGGUGCAGGGCGGUCUCCCGGUCUUCAGCUGGAGACGCUUCAACCGCACGCGGCACCAGGGCCUGCCCGAGUCCUACAACUUCGGUUUUGUCACCAUGAGGCCCAUCCUGUAAAACCAGCGUCAGUAUCCACGAGUGGAUUUUUUUUUAAUGGAAAUUUUAUUUCUUGUGUAAUAAAUCGACCUGGAUAUCCACAUCCCUGUGCCUUAUACCUGCCUUCCCACGUCCUGCCUGCUAAGGACUUUGUACUGAUAUUGGCUGCUUCUCUGCAGCCCCAAAGCAUGUUCCUUUCUUCUGAGCUGUUUGGGUGGCCCUUUCUCUGACUAGGAUUGAUGAGAAGCAGGUGGCAGAGCUUUGUGUUGAUCUGAGCCAUCAUCACAGCUGUUCCUAGAGCAGGAGUGAGGAGCAAUGCCAGCAGUGGGAGUGAUCUGUUUCUGGGUAGUAGCUGGGCCAAACUAGGUGGCUGCUUUGGGCUGUGAUGGCCUUACCUCAAUGCUGGCUUGAUGUCUGCCUUUUGUCUGAGUAGUGUGCUGCAAGUUGCUUCCCAUCAAGUGUAUGUUCUCUGUGGCAGAUCAGUCUGUUAUGUACAGGAUGUGACUUUCAGUGGCACUGUCAAGACUUCCUUGGUGUGGCCAGAGCAGCUGGCAAUGUCAGGCUUCGAAAGAGGGUGAAGGGAAGUGGCCUGAUCCUUUGGAAAUGCCUCUGCCCCAGGCUGCAGGGACAGAAAUGUGAUGCAAUGGAUCUCUUACACGGGAUCUCUCUCUUGGAAUGGAUCAGCCCAUGCAGUUGCUCAGUGCCAUCUUUGCCUGCUCUUUCAGCUGUGGCAGGGGAACCUGACAGCGAGAUGUGUGUGAGGGCCAGGGCUGUGCACAUUGCUCUUAGCUGUGUUUACACCAAGGAGUCAAGUCACUAUACUGUUUUGUGCUAGAUGUUCUAUGUGUAAUUAAGUGAAACAAAAUAAACAGCUCUUUCCUCA
Serinus canaria (Common canary) is the source of this 2571-nucleotide messenger RNA. It is a transcript of the gene PLBD1, whose product is annotated as phospholipase B domain containing 1. The record is from RefSeq and is a predicted model, not a curated record. Gene Ontology annotation, molecular function: glycerophospholipase activity. Gene Ontology annotation, cellular component: extracellular region. Gene Ontology annotation, biological process: phospholipid catabolic process. The coding region runs from base 69 to 1709 and encodes 546 amino acids. The transcript is spliced from 11 exons. NCBI's taxonomy places the organism in Eukaryota, Metazoa, Chordata, Aves, Passeriformes, Fringillidae.